AUGCAAAGACAGUCUCUAGGUUCUCCAGGAACCAAGCUCCACAAUCAUGGAGGAACCGACACUCUUUUAACAAACGACACUAAACUAGUAUUCAAAGACCUACCUUCUACUUCACUCACACCUGACCCCGACGACUUAGAUCACAAAUCAACAAUACCACGCCGAUUCUCCUCACCUUCUUCUUCUUCAUUGUCAGUACUUUCAUCUCCAUCUUCAAACCCAGAGAAACUCAUUCACCUUAUUCCUCUCCUCACCCUCUUUUGUUUCCUUGUCCUCUUCCUUGUCUCGCAUAACCCCUCUCAAUCAGAUUUGGCUCAGUUUAAUGGAUUCAAGCGAUUCUCUAACCAUAUAGAAGAAGCGACUGAGACUAUUGGUGGACUAGAUGAUAAAGUCCGAAGAGGCGAUGUCUUGGCGAUUCGCAGUUUCAGGAACUUGCAAGAGAUUGCUGCCGACAAACGCGCCUCCCUUAAAUCUCGCUCUCACCGAAAAUUCGCCAAUUUCUAA
Messenger RNA from Dovyalis caffra, 504 nucleotides. The record is from the annotation of a GenBank genome assembly. NCBI's taxonomy places the organism in Eukaryota, Viridiplantae, Streptophyta, Magnoliopsida, Malpighiales, Salicaceae.